Molecule: messenger RNA, 2805 nt
Organism: Megalobrama amblycephala (Wuchang bream)
Lineage: Eukaryota; Metazoa; Chordata; Actinopteri; Cypriniformes; Xenocyprididae
Gene: hrct1
Product: histidine rich carboxyl terminus 1
Exons: 11
Coding region: 156-1436 (426 amino acids)
Biological process (GO): carbohydrate metabolic process; chitin catabolic process
Cellular component (GO): extracellular region
Molecular function (GO): chitinase activity; chitin binding
Source: RefSeq, a predicted model, not a curated record
UAGGUAUGGGAGUGACGAUUUUUGAUAUUUGGGUCAUUGGGCUACUUUGGGCUGGUUUUGUUACGCAGACCUGGCAACCCUGAUUCAGCCUUGAAUGUGACGGUCCGAAAUGAGCUAAAUUUCAGAAGCUACGUUUUUCAAAUACAACACACCAGAUGACUGCUUCAUCAGGCACAAUGCAGCUCAACAGAGCUUUUGCAUUCCUUUGCUUGGUGAUUUCAGUGGGUGCGCAGACGAAUCACAGACUGACCUGCUAUCUGGAUGUUUUAACACACCGCACACGUGAGGGUCCGUGUACUCACAUCAUUGUCCCCUCGAUCUCCAGUGAUGAAGACCUUUACCGCCAAAGCUUGUCGGAAUAUGACCGCAUUAUUCUUAGAAAGAUGAAGGAGAGAAAUCCAACUUUGAAGAUUUUGCUUGGAUUGGAAGUCAAAUCAUCAAGGUUGGAGCUGAUGUUUGCUAAUGAGGGCAGUGUUGAGAACUUCAUUCAGACGGCACUGACAUACUUGAAGGACAAGGGUUUAGAUGGUCUAGACGUGACUUGGCUGGACGGCCCCACUUCUGACGUAUCUACCAGAAGCAAAGAGCUGUUCACAAAUUUUCUGAAGAGUAUAAAAGGCAAGUUUGAAGGAGAAACAGAUCCUCUACUUCUGUCAGUGUCUGUACUAGAGCCCAUUGACCACAGUUCGGCAAGUUAUGAUGAACGAACACUUUCACAGUAUGUGGACUUCAUCUCCAUUCUGCCUGCGCAUCUCGAACAGGAUGGACCUUACAUUAACAAAACAGUCCAACAUUGGCAGGAUCAGCAAGUUGAACUGCAAAAGCUCAAUCUAGUCAUGCCUGGUUUUCUCCGGAGAUCACGCCGAAGGCAUCAUCAUAGACAUACUCCCAAGCAUGAUGAAGUGAAUUCAGAGGACAGAAAGAAGGAUCACAUCAAUGUUUUAGGCUUACACAUGGGCGAUCAGGUGUGUCAGGCCAUUAAAAGUGGACAAGAGCAGUUUAUUACUUUAACAAUUCUCUCAGAUGAGAAUGGUCUUGUCAAGGAGGUGCUCCAGAAAGGCUUUGGUGGCAUUGGGGUUGUCUUAAUAGAUCUGGACGUCUUCGUUAACUCCAUAUGUGUAACCAUUACUCAAGCUGAAAGGGCAAUUGUUGAAUCAAAGGUGAUUAUGCAUUCAUAUCAUGGGCGUGAUGAUCAUCGUAACAGAAGGGACCGUCACCACAGCCACCGCCACCAUCAUCGCUCUUCCCAUCCUCCUCAUGGCAGCCAUCAUUUUGGUCACCAUCACCGCAGACAUGGACACGGACAUGGACAUGGACAUCAUCACCAUGGUCGUCAUCAUCAUCACCACGGACAUGGACAUCAUCAUCACCAUCAACCCCAUCCAAUAAUUCCUCAAAGCAACAUGACCCUGGAAGAACGGCAGGGUGCGGAGUGAACUUGCAUAGGAUGUGUGUUAAAAAUGUAGUGCUUUAAGCUUGGCAAGUUUAAGUUUGAGGCAAAAAAAAUCAAACUUUAAAUAUGCAAUAGGCUACGUUCACACUGUCAGUUUUUGGGACUGACAACUGCAUUUCCUUACAGAUGUGAAUCCAAAAAUUUCCUGUUCUCAAAGCAACUUACAGUAACUAGUACCAGUAACCAUAGCGACAGUGACCAAAGUAAUAUAAAAGAUGGUGAUGUACACAAAUCUGAAGAGUCUUAUCACUUUUGACACGACAAGGUCCAAUUGAGCCGCGAGUUCAUCCAUCAAAUCUUCAUUAACCGACAAAAGCUUCAAUGCAAGCAUGCGCUAACUGGACAGCUUUAACCAUUGCACUCACGUCUCACGUCCUUUGCAGUGUUUCAUGCACAUUUCAGUCGCGCAUAGAGCACAAAACUGACCGGAACAGCUCUGGUGGAGAAUAGUGACUGGAUCUAAAACCUUCAGACGACACACAGCUCAUAUCUCCCUCGCUGUAAGUUAACGAAAGUGAAACCGAACACACGAAACAUCUCUCUCGCACUGUAUACGUGACAGACAACUAGUUGUCCAGUCCGGUUUGCGAAUUUUCUGAGAAUGCGGUUAUGAGUCCUGAAAAUUUACGGGUGUGAGUUCGGUUUUAGAAUGCGGUAGUCACUCCCGUAAAUAACCGAACUGUGUGUGAACGUGGUCUUAUAUAAAGUUUGAGGCAAAAUAAUCAAAUUUUAUGUAUGUAUUGUAUAACACAUAGAAAUAAUACAAAAUUUACCAUUUAAAUAUUACUUUUUCUGCAUUACAAGUUUAAGUUUGAGGCUGAAUAAUAAUAUUUUGUGUAUGUAUUAUAUAAUACAUUUAUAUUAUAGGCUAUAUAAUACAAAAUUUGCAAUUUUUCCGCAUUACAGUAAUGAGCUUGUUUUUGCAUUAUAGUUAUGUCAGUGACAUUUUUUGACAUUGUCAGUUAAGUUUUUAUGUUUUAACUAAUUGCUUAUUAUCAGUGGUGGAAAUGGCUAAGAUUCAUUGGGGGACCAUAUAGUUGGGUAUUUGGGGACAUAUUUUGCAUUUUUAAACCAUAGAUGCAGAAAAUCCCACUAUAUGUAUUAAAUUUGCAUAGUGUUUGGAGUCUAUUACGUGGAUAAAAGAUGGAAAUCCUCUACAUUUUGAACUGGAACUCUGUCCCUCCUUGAAAUUCACUCCUUGGAAAUUUCCCGCCAUUUCCAGCACUGCUUAUUAUAAGAACUUAAAAAUAUAAUCAUGAUUUUUUUUUUUUUGUGUGUUAAAACAUUGAGAUUGUGUUAUUGUGUGUCAGAGAGUUUGAUAACAGAUAAAUACAGCAUUAUGAAAUAAAUAA